Messenger RNA from Phytomonas sp. EM1, 3903 nucleotides. The record is from the annotation of a GenBank genome assembly. NCBI's taxonomy places the organism in Eukaryota, Euglenozoa, Kinetoplastea, Trypanosomatida, Trypanosomatidae.
AUGGAGCUCGCCGUGCGGAAGAAGCAGGAGCAGCUGACGUACAUGGAGGCCCUCCGGAUGCUCUCGCGCCGCGUCGUCCUCGCCGCGCACAGGCUACGCCACCAGCAGAUCCACUUCUCGCAUAAGCUCCUCCCGCUGAUUCACAUGGCGAACAAAAGCUGGGCGAAGUCGAUGCUGCGGAUUGUGAUGCAGGCCUGGCAUGCCGCCGUGCAGGAGCUGCAGCGGCUUCAACGCCAGCACCGCUCCCGAUGGGCAAAGCGGCUCUCCGGCGAGCAGCUGCGGUUUUGCAUCCGAAACUGGCGAACCUGCGCGGUUUACAUGCUCCGCCGCUCCGAAACGGAGAACGUCACGAUGGCAAUCAUCGUCGAAAAACGCGAGGCGAUUCAACGCAUGCAGGCGGAGGCGGAGUCCCUGCGCGAGGUGAGCCGAAACCUCAGCGACUCCAUGACGAAGAUUGAAAAAAACCGUCAGGUGAUGGAGGCCGCCCUCUUGGAGCUUGAGAAUCAAUACAAGGAGCGGAUUGAGCAGGUGAACGACCUCGAUCAGAUUGGAACGAUGCUCAUCGAGGGCAACCUCUGUAGCGCGUCGAUUCCGAUGGAGGCGAGGUGCCCCGAUGCCGGGGCGACCCCGCUGCAGGUGAUGAUUCACCUCGUUCAAUGGGCGAACACGAUGGUGACGAUGGCGAACGGCGGCGAAACCAGCGUGGAUGAAAAACCCAUCCCGCUCGACCUCAACGAGGAUCGAAAGGAUAAAGAAGAAGAAGACGAAGGGGCGAUGGCCCUCAACGAAACCUCCACCCUCGCCUCGGGCGACGACCUCCAAGACGGGUUCUGGAGUGGCUACCACAAAACCGCCCCAGGGGUCUUCGACGACCUCCUCCACUGCCACCCCCUCCUCGAGGAGUACAUCGCGCGGAGUCGAAAGGACCCUUUGGGGUCGUCGACGGUGGAAGGCGACCCCGCCACGACGGCGUCGGCGAUCCCCCCGGUUUCGUUGAUCACCUAUAACCAUUUUAUGCGGCUGAUGCGGAUUUGUUUCGCGCCGCAGCAGCUGAAGGAGACGAGCUCGCUCGCCGGCCCGGAGCGACGCCCGAUGGCGGGGACGGAAUCCGAUUCCAUGAGCACGGUGGUCGCCCCUGCGAUCCCGACGGAGAUCCCACCCUUGGAGGCGGGGGGCGACGACUCCGCUCCCCCCCCCGCCACCUCCCCAGAUACCUCGGAGGAGAGGAAACUCGAGGCGCAGGUGCGGGCCGCCGACGCGGCGGUGGUGGCGGCUUUGCGGGCGAAACUCGGCCCCGCCCACGGGAGCGGCAGCGACGGCGAGAAGGACGUCGAGUUCGCCAGCGACGCGGGCGUCGAAUCGCCGCCGAAUACGAGUUGGAAUUCGUACGAAACGGAGGGGACGCUGUUGGCGCUUCUGACGCCGGAGUUAUGCACGCAGGCGAAGACGGCGUGUACGAUUGUGUUGAAUACCUAUGAGCGUCUGACGAACACGACCUGCGUGGUGACCCUUGAUCAACUCCUCCAGCGCGAUCGACGGGCGUUGUUGGUGCUCUUGGCGGGUUUGCUGCGGUAUUACACGAACUGGUGGGCUCCUCGCACGCAAAACAACGUCUCCGCGAGCUCCUCGAACAGCGUCUUCUAUCGGGCGAGCUUCGACGCCGGGGAGUUGAUGUCGUCCUCGCGGCUCAUGCACCAGGGCCGCCAUCACUGGCGAUAUCAGGAGUGGAAGCACCCGCUUUCGACCCAUCUCACCUGGUUCGGCCGCGUGCUUCAGCAGCAGCGGUGGGUCGCCUUCUCCUUCAGCGCCCUGCACGUCGCGGUGGAUCUCGCGAUGAGUCGGAACCUCUCCACCACGGAGCUGGACAACCCCAACCAACGAAACCUCAUGGAAGGCCAGACGCUGGUGAGCCUUCGGUCCGCCGCGAAAUGCUACAGCCGCCGCACCACCGCGGAAAUAGAAGCGGUCCCUUUGGAAUAUCAAGAGCGGGCCGCCAAACUCAUGCAGGCCCUUUCUUUUGCCAAGCUCUCGUACAUCUUUCACCCACCCGCCGCGCCGGUGCUCCAUGAUAGUCGGAACGUGGCGCUUUCGAUGGCCCGAGCCUCCUCCGCGCGCAACAAAUCCUCAUCGGAGCAGACCCUGCAGCGCUAUAUCCACUUUCUGGGCAUCAUCAAAGGCUUUUUCAUUCACCUCUGGCAUCUCUUCAAGCUGUACUCGUGCGCCACACGAGAUCUUGAGGGGGAUCUCGCGAUCUACGACGGCCUGACGCCGCACGGCCUCGCCGAGGAGGCAUCGGGUGGGGGCAAGGCGAGGGAGGCCCCGAAAGUGGAAGACCGCUACCUGACGCUGAACGGCUUCUGGCACCUUCUGUGUGAUGGCGGCCUCGCCGGCGGCAGCAUGCGCGCACGGGAGGGGUCCAAAAAACGCCUAAACGCCCCCGACAGCGGCGAUUUAUUCGCCCCUUCGCUGGAUCGCCUAAGCGUGACGAGCAUCGUGGAACGGGUGGUGCUGCAGAACUGCGUGGAUACGUCGCCGAGCAGGCUUUCCGGGGUCUCGGAGUCCCUUGAGGACUUCACGCAAUCCCCCACCUCGGUCCUGUCAAAAGGCACGCCGGGCUCCGAUGAGGCGUUGCUCGCGCCACCGCGCGGCGUGCUCGUCUGCCUGAGCGCCGCCGAGUCGAAGGACGCCCCGGCCAACCGCGGCUUCCAAACCAAAACGACGAUGCUGGCGAACUACGCCAACGCGAUCCAGUCCGGUCAGCACCACGUCGAUCUACGCCAGACCAACCGAGGGACGCUGUGUAUGAAUUUUGAGCAAUUCUGCGAGGCCCUGGUGCGGUGCACGCACGCCUUGCAGUCGAUUCGCGAUUCCCACACGCGUUUUUGCCCUUUAGAGGAUACGGUCCGGGGCUCCGAGGCCGCAGGAGGCGAGGGAGAGGGGAGCGCGGAUUUAACCCGCGCCAACCCCGACGGCGUCUUCCACGUCGACCACGCGAGCAAAUCCACCGGGCAGGAUUCCAACCCCCUCAGCCUGAAGCCGGGCUCGUACGGCGGGGGCUCCAACGCGGGGCGCCCCUUCCUCCGCCAGGGCUCCACCUCCAGCCGGUGCAUCAGCCACCGCUCCGAGGACUCGGUUGAGCGGAUGAUGGAGGGGGAGGGGGGGUCGAUUCGGCUCUCUCGCACGGGGAAUGCCACUCGCGUGCGCUACGGCGGCCGCUCCCCACACGGCAACGACGACGAGCUCUCCCCUCUUUCCUUGGAAGGGCUGGAGGGGAUUUGGGGGGAGGAGCUGAUCCCCCUCGUGCAGCUCCGCCCGUUGAGCGAGGGGCCGUACGCGCGCUUCCGACGGGGGAUCCGUCGGCCCGCCGUGCAGCUCUGCCUCGCGCGACAGCAGGAGGGGUUGUUUCGGGUGUUUGUUCGGCAUGCGAAGCCGCGGGAGGCGGACGGGGUCGCCUCGGCCCUCCUCCCCAACGCCUUCGCCGUUUUCUGCUGGGAGGGGGAGCGCGGGGGGUGGGCGAGAGCCGCCCCGGAGGAGCACGUGCCGCCCUCCUCCACCUCCUCCUCCUUCUCGUCAUCGCAGCGGCGGACCUUGGGGACGUGUGAUAUCGGGAUCAUCCUCGUGUUGCAGCUCGCUGACGUCAAGAAUAUGGCGAGGGAGCUGCGAUGGGAGCGCUGCCUUCGGUUGAACCGAUCGGCCGAUCCGGCGUAUAACAUCGAUAAGGUCCUGGAAGAGUGCUUCCAUUGGGUCCUGGCGGACCCCGGGCGGGAGGGCGAGGUGCUGUUCUUUAGUGAAUUUCUCGACCUGUUAUGCGCCCUCGCGGAGUACUCCAUCCUCUUCCCUAGCCCGCUCACCCCUUUGGAGACGAAGCUCGAGGACCUCAUAACGCAAUGCCUCGUAGCGUGA